Molecule: messenger RNA, 1926 nt
Organism: Penicilliopsis zonata CBS 506.65
Lineage: Eukaryota; Fungi; Ascomycota; Eurotiomycetes; Eurotiales; Aspergillaceae
Exons: 3
Coding region: 144-1679 (511 amino acids)
Biological process (GO): RNA polymerase I preinitiation complex assembly; transcription elongation by RNA polymerase I; nucleolar large rRNA transcription by RNA polymerase I
Cellular component (GO): RNA polymerase I complex
Molecular function (GO): DNA binding
Source: RefSeq, a predicted model, not a curated record
UUGUAUCGUCGGUACGGUAUUGUCACGUUCUCUCCGCCUUCUGUUUACGGCAGAUCCACUUGGAUUUUUUCUUCGGGCAUCAGAUUUCAUAUAGUCUCUGCCGUGGAUAUCAACUGAUAUUCAAAGAAUAAACCGGCCUCACCAUGCCCUCCGUCGACGUGGAAAAAAAGCGCAAGCGCGCCUCUGACCGCCACGAACGGCCGAGCAAAAAGCCUGCCCUGGAAUUGCAGGACUUGCCGCCGCUGGCCUCAAGCGUGGUGGAAGAUCACAACGAGCUGGCGCCAGUAAUUGCAAUCACUCCUGGCGUUGUACCCCCGCGCAAUCUCCAAUUGACGCCGUAUAUCAAGAGCCGCGAUGAAGAAUCCGCCUCCUCCCGGAAACACUCCCACCACAACCGUGGUAUUGCGAGUAAAGAGGUCCUGCUGCAGUCCUCCGAGCACCCAAAGCUAGACUUCCUAGGCCGCGAGGCCGAGGACCAGACCGACGCCCAGCUGAAACAUUAUGUUGCCGUCGUGGAUCCGGAACAAAAGACAUGGCAGUUUGUCGAGGUUCGCAAGAUUACUCUGCGCGGAGGAAUUAGGAGAUAUAAACCUACGGACGACGACGAGGAGGAAGCUGAAGAAGAGAUGCAAACCAUGCGUGCUCAACGCAAUGCCCUUACCAACACGUUCGGAACCAAGCAAUCGCGCAAGGCCGUACAGUCCAUGGCCGAGAACGCGCAGCUGUCCAACGCCCCCACAGGAAUUGCCAAUGCAGCCGAGUCGGCCAUUCUGUCCUCGAUGCCCGUCGAGUCACUGGACAUGGCCUCCAAGGCGGCCAGCGUCCAGGCCACCGUGCAGGCCGCGAAGCCCAUCCCCGCCGCCAACCUGGCCGCCACGCAUCCGUCAGACGUGUACCCGAUCGAGGUUCUGGUCCCCAACGGCGUGUCCACCCUGCGCCAGCUCCCGGGUGUCCAGGAAUGGCGGGACCGCGUCCUCUCCGGCCAGGGCGUUUCCACGGGCUCCCGCUACGUCUCCAACCGCGUCGACGCCGUCGUCCGCUCCGGCAACACCACCCACCUCCAGGUGCUUCGUUUCAUCCUCCUGCUUCUGGAAUUCAACCGCGCCCUUCGCGCCGGCCCGCGCGGCGACUCGGCCAAAUCCGCCGGCCCGGGCAGCAAGCGCCUCCCGCCCAGAGAAGAACUGCGCCGCAUCUUCUCCACUUCUACAGGUGUAGCCAAUACCUCCAAAGCUGCUGCCGCAGAACAGUUGGAAUACGAUUCUUCUUCCUCGUCAGUCAUCCCGGAUUCCGUCAUCGACGCCAUCCGCCGCAAGUUCGCCCCGCAGGGCUCCCUCCUCACCAAGUUCGACGUCACCCUGCUGCACACCACCAUCUGCGCCUUGACCCUGCAUAUCCCCCCGCAGCCAGCCAAGGACGGCGGCUCUAGUACCCAGGGCGGCAAUUCCCCCAACGAGCUGGCUACCGACCCGGCCGAUCUGCGCGAUGACCUACGCGUCGACUCCGCCACCGCGGCUCAGUACUACCGCGAACUUGGCUGUCGGGUCGACAAGCCCCGCGAAUCCGAACACGCCAAAUUCGGCAUCAAGGGCGGCAAGGCAGAGGCCAACACCAAACGCAUCGCUAGACUUCGUGUCCCCGUCGAGUUUCCCAAAGUCAGCCGCGGUGGCGCCAAGAGGUAAAUCCCCUAGGCUAAACCGCUCUCGUCUGUUUGUCAAGAGCCAAGAAAAGAAAGAAAAAGAAAAAGAAUGGAAAGGAAGGAAGGAAAAAUCUGUUUCGUGUUUCUUCUAUAUGGCGUUUUUUUCUUUUUUUAAUUUACUGUGUAUUAGCGGAUAUAUCCAGAUUGUGUACAAAUCUGAAACACUAGGACCUAACCAAUCCAUGCAUUAACUAUAAAGGACUGAAAUGUUUCUGGCUUCUACUUCCUAC